AUUCUGUCAAAAUUGGAAUCAGCUGUUUGAGCUGGUUCUACAUGCAUUCUUAGUCGCUAGGAUCAUAAUAUUUUAGUCGGUAUGUUCGUUUGACUGUCUGUCAUUCUAAAUUUAACUGGCUAUUAUUACCAAACGUUCUGUUGGCCAAACUACACAAAUUGAGAGCAAUUUUUUGUUUUUUUUUCCUGUGAAUAUGAAUUAUUUUUACCGGCAAAUUUACUAAAACUUAAACCAAAUCCCAUUCGCAAUAAGAGUCAUCAUUGAUAGACAUUAAACUGAAAAUAGGAAACAAACAUCAAAUGGAAAACCAGUGAGAAUUUCAUAUGGCUAAACGUUUGAGGUGUCAUCCACUGAAUCGAAUGAGAUAGUAAAUAGUGAAACCGAAAUUCCUAACGACCAGCGAUUUACAUUUUAUCACAGCCAUAUGGGUGUUCUAGUCUUUUUCAUUGCAAUUGUUCAUCUUCUCUACACACCAUUCACAAAAGUCGAAGAAAGUUUCAAUAUACAAGCAAUUCAUGACAUUUUGUAUCAUGGAACGAAUAUAUCACAGUACGAUCAUCAUGAAUUUCCGGGUGUUGUGCCGCGCACUUUUCUCGGCCCAUUGUUCAUCUCCACGCUGGCUAGCCCAUUAGUUUUCGUUCUGCAUCAUUUCGAAGCAAAUAAAUUCUGGGCACAGUACAUAGUUCGAUUUGCGUUGGCCACCUGUGUAGUGUUGUCAUGGUGCAAACUGCAACGUGUUGUUCAACGACUUGUUGGCUCUCUGUUCUCCGUUUGGUUUACAUUGAUCACCAUUACACAAUUUCAUUUCAUGUUCUACAUGAGCCGAACGCUACCUAAUGUCUUCGCUCUGCCUCUAGUGUUGCUGGCAAUUGCGUAUUGGCUGGAACGAAAGAAGGCAUUAUUCAUUUAUUUAUCUGCAGCAGCUAUACUCAUCUUUCGAGCCGAAUUGGCAAUACUUUUGGGCCUGUUUCUUCUGUAUGACAUCUCAUUUCAACGCAUCACAAUAAAAGAAUUAAUGAAAUAUGCAGUGCCAGCCGGUCUGUCCAGUUUGGCGUUGACAAUUUUGAUUGAUUCGAUAUUUUGGCAGCGUCUGCUUUGGCCCGAAGGAGAAGUGUUGUGGUUUAAUACGGUGCUGAAUCGAAGCUCUGACUAUGGCGUUUCACCGUUCCUAUGGUACUUCUAUUCGGCUCUGCCGCGGUCAAUGGGCGCUUCUCUGCUGUUCGUACCAUUUGGCCUGUAUUACGAGAGACGCAUUCGACAGAUUGUAAUACCAUCGAUCGUUUUCGUAACAAUCUACUCGAUUUUACCGCAUAAAGAACUUCGUUUCAUUAUUUAUGUAUUCCCAUUACUGAAUAUUGCCGCCGCUUGUGCGUGCCAACGUCUGUGGAACAAUCGAUUCAAAUCACUUUUCCAAAAAUUACUUGCAUUUGGCGCGGCUGGGCAUAUUUGCCUGAACAUAUUGUUAACGCUGUUUUUAUUGCUCAUUUCGGGUACCAACUAUCCAGGUGGCAUGGCUAUCAUGAGAUUGCAUCGCAUUGAAGCUAAUACCGAUAUGGCCUCGGUACACAUAUGCAAUUUGGCAGCACAAAGCGGCGUCACACGAUUUACUGAACUUAACAAAUCUUGGAUCUACAACAAAGAAGAAAAUGUGAAACUAGACAAUCCAAAAUUGCUUGCAUUCACCCAUUUGUUGGUUGAACAGAAGGGGCGUUAUUUUUAUGAAAAUGAGGAUAUUCGAAACACGCACGAUGUUCUAGAUAACAUCAAUUGUUUCAGUAAUAUUGGUGUCGAGUAUCGAUCGGUGUUUCCAAUAAAAAUAAAAACACGUCCAUGCAUCAUAAUAUUGCGUCGAAAGCCUGGCAUAGUCCCACCAAAAAUCAAAGUUGUGUAUAAGAAAUCGGUUAAUGAUAUUCAAAAUGGCGACAACGAAGAUAUUGAGAAUGCAGAAAACACCGUAGAAACGGAAUUAGAGGAUUCCGAAGAAACAGAGGAGAGCGAAAUUAUUGAAGAUCCAAUUGUGAAUAGUAAAGAGGAAAAUGAGAACGACGAUGGUGACAAAGAAGCUACAGAAGAACUAGACGAUCCUUUGGACUCGCUGGACAAUGCCAUAUCAGAUGAUGAAGAACAAAAUAUCAUUGUUGAAACUGAAUUGAAAAAACCGACAAUAGAAACAAAACAGAAGCUAAAACGACUCAUCGAACGUCUUUAUCGAAUGAAAGUAACCAAAGCGUCACAGAAUGAUCGAACCGAUUUAGUGACGGCCAAUAAGCAGAGCAUUAAAUCAAACAUCAAACAACUCAUCAAGAAAGAGAAGAUCAAAGAGAUGAUUGAAAGAAUAUCGCAGAUUGAUCUGAGGACGGUGUGUGAUUUGGAACGAGAGACAACCAAACAAUGUGUUUUGAAAAUCAUUGACUCAUACAUGGACUAAAUGUCCAAUUGACAUUGCUCAUUAACCAUGGAACAGUUGCAAUUUUCGAUUACAUGUACAACGCAUAAAUGAAAUGAAACAUAAGUCUGCUUCCCGAAGCUGGGCACUGAGGCCAUUGUUCUUAAGUCAAGAUUUCUGUUUUCUAACAUUUACAUGUACAUUUCUACAUUUUUCUAAAAUUUCUAUAAUUUUAACAAAAAAACCAAAUUUUUCGAAGAAAAUGAUACAAAAUUCGGCCAAAUAUACAGUCUCAGCGCCUAGCCUUGCAUUUCAAUUUGCCUUAAACUUGUUGUUGUGUUUGAUUAGAUGAAUAAAACUAUUUUUCAUACAUCUUUUAUUGUAA
Sitodiplosis mosellana (orange wheat blossom midge) is the source of this 2771-nucleotide messenger RNA. It is a transcript of the gene Alg12, whose product is annotated as probable Dol-P-Man:Man(7)GlcNAc(2)-PP-Dol alpha-1,6-mannosyltransferase. Gene Ontology annotation, cellular component: endoplasmic reticulum membrane. The record is from RefSeq and is a predicted model, not a curated record. Gene Ontology annotation, molecular function: alpha-1,6-mannosyltransferase activity. The coding region runs from base 425 to 2428 and encodes 667 amino acids. The transcript is spliced from 8 exons. Gene Ontology annotation, biological process: protein N-linked glycosylation. Lineage: Eukaryota; Metazoa; Arthropoda; Insecta; Diptera; Cecidomyiidae.